AUGAUCGACGACGAACUCAGGAAGGAGCUGGGCGUGCAAGGUGAGCGUCGACAUCUUAAUAUCCAGUGGUUUGGCGGUAGAUCCACCAGGGAACCUACCAACGUGGUAAGUCUGCAAAUCAGUGGAGCAGGCAAGCCAAUUCGCCAUGCGUUGCGAAACGUGUAUUCCGUUUCGAACCUGAGCCUGCCGAUGCAGACUCUACACCGACGAGAUGUCCAGGGCGUGCACAAGGAUGCCCGCCUGCCAAUGAGGCCCUACAGCAAUGUGGUGCCGAAACUGCUCAUUGGACUGGAUCACGGACACUUGGGACUUCCACUUCGAACGAGACGGUUUGCCAGACAGGGACCAUAUGCGGCCGCAACCGAGCUGGGCUGGGUUGUCUUUGGGCCGACAAGUGGACAAUCAACUACGCCGAGGUCCUGCUUCCUAGCUGUUUCAUUGGAUGACACUAUUCAGAGAAUGGUGGAAGACUAUUUUGAUGUUGAGAACUUUGGUGUGAAGCCUGCGCCACCAGUCGCCGGCAGCGACGACGUGCGGGCGCAGAAGACAUUGGAAGAUACCACGGUGAGAGUGGGGCAACGUUACCAGACAGGUUUAUUAUGGAAGGAUGACUACAUUGUGCUUCCACAAAGCUAUGACAUGGCGUACAAGCGGUUGGUCAACGUCGAGAAGAAGAUGAAGCGCAACGGGCAGUUCGCGCAGGAAUACACUAGGAUCAUCAAUGAUUACGUGUCUAAAGGAUACGCUCGACGGUUGAAGCCUCAUGAGGUCGCAGUGGAAAGUGACAGGCUAUGGUAUCUGCCACACUUUGGAGUAGAAAACCCAAACAAGCCGGGAAAGAUUAGGCUGGUUUUCGACGCUGCGGCAAGAGUUGGUGGAACAUCACUAAAUUCGGCACUGGCCAAAGGGCCGCAACAUUAUAAACCCUUGCCAGCUGUGCUCUUUCAUUUUAGAGAAGGUGCCAUCGGAGUCUGUGGCGACAUCAAGGAGAUGUUCCACCAAGUUUUGAUCCGACCCGAAGAUAGAUGCUCCCAACGCUUUUUGUGGAGAGAUGGAGAUGACAGAAGGGAUCCUGACAUCUACGAGAUGAUUGUAAUGACCUUUGGAGCAGCCUGCUCGCCAAGCGCUGCGCAUUACGUGAAAACUGUAAAUGCUGAACAGUUUCGUCAUUCGGAUCCAAGAGCAGUCAAGGCCAUCAUCGAUUGUCAUUAUGUGGAUGACUAUGUGGACAGCUUUGCUACCGAGAGCGAAGCCAUCAGUGUAUCUACCCGAGUAAAGGAGAUACAUGCGAACGCUGGAUUCGAGCUAUGCCAAUUUUCAUCCAGCUCACCCAUUGUGGAGGCUGCAUUGGGUCCACCAGGACGAGGCGAGAGCGUCGGAUGGGGUGAGGCUGAACAGAAGAUUCUGGGAAUGUGUUGGCAAGCAGCCACAGAUGACUUCAGGUUCAAUGUGAAGUAUCAUCGAGUUCCAAGCAGCGUAUUGAACGGCGAUCGAGUCCCUACCAAGAGGGAGUAUUUGAGCUUGGUCAUGUCUACGUUCGAUCCCCUGGGAUUCUUGUGCUGCCUCAUGAUAACAGCCAAGUUAUUGCUACGAGAGAUUUGGAGGCAGACGAUCCAGUGGGAUGAACCACUUCCGGAUGAGAUAUACAGAGCCUUUGUGAAUUGGCGCAAGGAAAUGAACACCGUGGGACAGUUCAGAGGCCCUCGCCAUUAUUUCGGGAAUGGACUCGUGCGAGCUAUAGAGAUGCACGUCUUCGUGGAUGCAAGCCAGUCUGCAUUUGCGGCUGUGGCCUACUGGAGGGUCACUUAUGAAGAUGAUAACGUGCUGGUGAGCUUCGUAUGUGCCAAGACGAAGUGCGCGCCCAUGAGAACAAUGUCAAUCCCACGGCUGGAGCUGCAGGCAGCAGUUCUUGGAACUAGGCUGAUGGACACUGUUAAAAAGGAACACAGUGUGGCCAUCAGUGACAUCGUGUUAUGGACCGAUUCCAAGACGGUGCUAAGAUGGAUUGGUAGCACCCACCGCCGAUAUAAGCAGUUUGUCGGCAAUCGUGUGGCGGAGAUCUUGGAGUCGACGAAGGUAUCCCAAUGGAGAUGGGUGCCAACAGCCGACAAUGCGGCGGAUGACGCAACACGUUCGCAAUGCCACGUGGACCUCAGCCAGAAGUCACGUUGGCUAGGCGGACCAGCAUUUUUGAGGCAGCCAGCGGGCAGCUGGCCACAGCCUGAAUCUGGAACUGAACCAGGUCCGGAUGGUAAUGACGAAGAGGAGAUGCCAAGUGAGUUUUCGCUUGUUGGUGCGAACGACUUUUGUAUUUCCUUUCAGAGAUUCUCGAGCUACAGUAGGCUACUCAGGACAACAGCCUGGGUCUUAAGGUUCACGCGCUGGUGCCGUGGACAAAGGAGCGAGCUCGAGAAGUACGGCCUUACUGCAUCAGAGUGUGAGGCCGCGGAGAACCUGUUGGUCAGACAGGCACAACGUGAAGCGUUUCCAAACGAGAUGCGGUCGGCAGAAGACGGUAAGAUGGUUGCCGGCGGGAGCGACACUCGAGGACUGUCACCCUACAUAGAUGACCUUGGAGUUCUGCGAGCCUAUGGCAGAGUUGAUGCCGCAUUUUGCAUGCCGUACAGUGCGAGGAGGCCGAUAAUUCUGUCACACAGGCACAGUCUUACGGAGAUGAUUGUGCAUCAUUUCCACGUCAAGAUGAAGCACCAAAAUGUGGAUGCUACGAUUACGGAGAUCCGGACGAGGUUCUGGAUUACGAAGCUGAGACGUGUACUACAAAGGGUGAUCUCAGCAUGCAACGUGUGCAAGUUGCAUAGGGCGCGGCCAACGCCGCCAAUAAUGGGACCCCUGCCGGAAGAUCGCUUGGAGGCCCAUGGUUGGCCGUUCAAGAAUACAGGACUGGAUUACUUCGGACCACUGUUGGUGACGGUGGCGCGUCACAAGGAGAAGCGAUGGGUCGCCCUGUUCACUUGCUUGACGACCAGGGCGAUUCAUCUGGAACUGGCGUAUGACCUGUCGACGGAUUCCUGUAUAAUUGCGAUACGGAAUUUCGUCUGUCGUCGAGGGCCAGUACAUAGACUACGCAGCGACAACGGCAAGAACUUCGUGGGAGCUGACAGGGAGGCCAGACGAUUUGGUGACGUUUUCGAAAUGGAGAGAGUCCAGGAUGAGCUGUCGAGCAGAGGUAUCGAAUGGGUAUUCAAUUGCCCAGUGAAUCCAUCUGAAGGAGGAGUCUGGGAACGCAUGGUGCAGUGCGUCAAGAGGGUCCUGCGCCACACAUUAAAAGAGGUGGCACCGAGGGAUCAUGUACUGGUGAGUUUCCUGAUCGAGGCGGAGAACAUCGUGAAUUCGCGUCCGCUUACCCACUUGCCGGUGGAGGCGGACCAGGAAGCCCCGCUAACGCCAAAUGAUCUGCUCAGAGGAGUAGCUAACUUGCCGGACACGCCUGGCGAAGAUGUGGAGCUGCCCAAGGAGUGCGCUACACGCAAGCAGUGGCGUAUAGCGCGACUAAUGAGGGACCGUUUCUGGAAGAGGUGGGUCUUGGAGUACCUGCCUACACUCGUGCGCCGAGAGAAGUGGUGCCAAAGGACGGAGCCGAUUCGCCAGGGUGACGUGGUCUUCAUCUGCGAUCCAGCCUUGCCGCGAAGAGAGUGGCGUAAGGGCAUCGUGGAGGAGGUCUACAAAGGAGUUGAUGGAGUCAUUAGACGCGCUAGUGUGCGCGUGAACGACUGCGGCCUAUCCAGGAUUAUGAUGCGUCCCGUCUCCAAACUGGCGGUUUUGGAUUUGAGUGAAGCGGUUCUUCACGGGGUCGGGGAUGUCGCGGGACGAUAG
Drosophila obscura is the source of this 3834-nucleotide messenger RNA. RefSeq lists its product as uncharacterized. Gene Ontology annotation, molecular function: nucleic acid binding. Lineage: Eukaryota; Metazoa; Arthropoda; Insecta; Diptera; Drosophilidae. Bases 1 to 3834 code for a protein of 1277 amino acids. The transcript has a single exon. Gene Ontology annotation, biological process: DNA integration. The record is from RefSeq and is a predicted model, not a curated record.